Messenger RNA from Calidris pugnax (ruff), 3541 nucleotides. It is a transcript of the gene DZIP1, whose product is annotated as DAZ interacting zinc finger protein 1. Gene Ontology annotation, cellular component: cytoplasm; ciliary basal body. Bases 176 to 2617 code for a protein of 813 amino acids. The record is from RefSeq and is a predicted model, not a curated record. Gene Ontology annotation, biological process: cilium assembly. NCBI's taxonomy places the organism in Eukaryota, Metazoa, Chordata, Aves, Charadriiformes, Scolopacidae. The transcript has 19 exons.
AGUAACGGCCCGGGUCGGGGGCGGGGAGCCGCUGCAGCCCCGCCGCCCCUCCGCGCCCGACGGCGGCGAACCGCGCUCCGCCGAGCAGCCUGAGGCCGCCGCUGCCAUAGCGACGCGGAGGACGCCGGCGCCCGGCGGAGCCCGAGGAACGGAGCCCGUGGGACGGAGCCCCAGCAUGCCCUUCACCGAGCGCGCCUACUACCCGCCGGCGGCGGGGGGAGCCGGGGCCGGAGCGGGGCCGGCGGCGUUUCCCGCCUUCCAGUUCCGCGGCCGCCAUGAGAGCCCCGACUGGCGGCGGCUGAGCGCCGUGGACGUGGGCCGGGUGUCGCGGGAGGGGGACGUGGGCGUCCUGCAGGAGCACCUGGAGCACGUCACCUUCUGCAGCGCCGAGCGGGAGCGCUGCCCCCACUGCCAGGGCCCCGCCGACCCGCUGCUGCUCAAGCUGCUGCGCCUGGCCCAGCUCUGCACCGAGUACCUGCUGCACUCCCAGGAGUACCUCAGUGCCCAGCUCGGCAGCUUGGAGGAGGCCCUGCGGGCGGCACAGGCCCAGCGCGACCAGCUGGGCAAGGAGGUGGCCCAGCGCUUGCAGGAGAUCAAAGGGCUCAAGGAGGAGUGCCGCCGGAGGAAGAAGAUGAUCAGCACACAGCAGAUGAUGCUGGAAGCCCGAACCAGCUACCACCAGUGUCAGCUAUGUGAAAAGGCUUUUAUGAACUAUUCCUUUUUACAAAGUCACAUGCAAAGGCGUCAUCCAGAAGAAUCUCAGAUGGAACAGAAGAGGAAAGCGAAGACAGACAAAUUGCAGGAUGAGAUUGAUAAACUGAAGGAGCAGUUGCAGCUCACCAAGUCCCAGUUAGAGGCUGAACAACAGGCUAAUGUGGUCAGGUUUUCUAAGGAAUGUGAACAGCAAAAAUCAAAAGAAGAAGAAAUUCUACAGUCAUUUCAUAAAUGGAAAGAGGAGGAAAAAGAGAAAUUGGCUGAUGAAAUAGAAAAAGUGAAAGAGAUGUUUAUGAAAGAGCUUAAGGAGUUAUCUUCGAGAAAUUCAACAUUAGAAAAUCAACUGUUAGAAUUACAAAGGUCCAAUAUGCGACAAAAAUCCAAUUUAGGGACACUGAAAGACAGCCAAGAAUUUACAGAAGAGAAACCUCAAAGUCCUCAGGAUUAUCACAAUGUGGUUAAACUUCUUGAAAAACAGGAAAGUAAGUGGACGUCUAGAAUACAAGCCCUUCAUCAUGACCAUGAGACAGAAAAAUCCCUGCUGCUGUCACAGAUCGAGAAACUUAAAUCAUCAGUGAGAGAAGACCUGAAUAAAAAUAACACCUUUUACAAGAGGAGGAUAGAAGAAUUGGGGCAGAGGCUUCAGGAGCAGAAUGAUCUGAUUAUAACUCAAAAGAAGCAGAUAAAAGAAUUGUCCACAAGAUCAGUUGCAAACAUUAAACCAUAUGACGUGAACACUAUUGUAGAGCGUCUUGAAGAACCUAAACCAAGUCUACCAGUGAUGCACGAAACUGAGAAAGGUGAUCAUAAAACAGGUAGAAGUAACCACUAUUUAAUAAAUGCUUUGAAGACCGAUCCUUCUUUAACUAAAGAAUUACGAGUUGUUUUGGAGCAAGCCUUGGAGGAGAAGCUGGAAUCCUUGGGAAUUAAAGCAGGUGUUCGUGGUAUCCCAAGUGAUCGCUUAAAUAAAAUUUUGCGUGCUAUUGAAUCUGCCAGAGACUGCAAACAGAAGGAAGAGCCUGACAUUCAGCGAAUUCGAGAGCAUCUUGAACGCCAAGUUAGCUUUAGGGUUGAAGAGAAAUCAUCAUCUUGUAAUAGAACUGCUUCCUGUCCUCAGCUUCCUUCAGAAGAUAAACAGAAGUUCAAUCAAUCGGGAAUUUCCUCGUUUGCCGCACCACAAAAACCAGUAAAAAGGUCUUCAACAGCUGUCCGCCCAGCUGAACAAAGAACAGCCGUUGCUGAGAAUACAUCUACACCAAAGUCCAUGAAGCUUUUUGGAAAUGGAGUACCCAAAAAGACCUCUAGUAUCACAACUCCACCAUUCAGUUCAGAGGAAGAAGCAGAUGAAGAUGAUAUUAAGCAGCAUUAUGUAUCACCAGAAUUAUUACAAAAGCAGUCAAAAACAUCAAGCAGUAAAGUCAGUGCUUUUCAGAAGGCUUCUGGCAAAAGCGAUAUGGGAUGGGAUGGGACGGAGGAAAGUGAAACUGAGGAAACUGGAACACCUGCCAAAACUUCCAAAGGAACAGUAAUUCAAAAACUGACCGAACAAGUUGGAAAGAGUCUUUCUAACCAUGGAAAUAAGAACAAACCAGCUGGAGGGGUUAAUGUUGCGCAGGCAUUUAUUAAGAAAGAAGAGGUGCAAGAACUGAAGUUCACAGAAGUUGAUGAAGAUGAUUGGGAUAUAUCAUCAGUAGAAGACUUUUUAUUGAUGAAAGAUGACAGAGGUCAGAAGCCAUUGACGGUUCCGAAAAAUGAGUCGAAUGCAGCAUCUGUGGUACAGGCAUGGGGUCUCCCGAAGAGAAGUGUGCCAAAGGAGGAAGGCCUUCAUGAAGCUGAUAAUACAAGCACCUUAAAAAGCAGCUUAGUCACGGUAACAGACUGGAGUGAUUCUUCAGAUAUCUAACAGUUGUGUUCCUGAUGGGAGGCACCACCCCCGCCUUCUCUUGGGGUUCAAAAUGGGGUUUCUCCCAUUGGUCAUGUCAUAACAAGGAAGGGCAUUUACAUUUGUGUCUUUCAAUCCUGAAUGUGAAACAAGAAUAUUCAUGUACACGUUACUGGCCAUGUCUGUUUGGAAACUGAGAGUUAGUUCUUCUUUCUCAUGAACUCAAAAUGUUGAAAGUCUCUUUGGUUUCACUGAGGUGAAGAUUUCGCCUCCAAUGUUUACAUUAAAGAUUGAAACUGGUCUGGCAGGAAAGCCUGUUGACCAAUGAGCAGAAUUUACUCCAGAGUAUUACUUUAUAAUAAUUUUUAAAUGCACAUUUUCUUGUUUUUUAUCAUAAACUUUAUAUAAAAUUGUCAACAUUUUAAAGAAAAUAUUUCCAUGUCUCAAAACGUUAUGUUUUUAUCAUGGUUUACACCAAACACCAAAUUAAAAGAAAAAAAAAAAAAGCCUCAGCUAUGAAACUAGUCAUUAAAUACCUCCUAUUUUGGAAAGUUUGGGGUUUUUUUAAUUAAAGUCGUGUCUGAGUUAACAUAAAAGCACAAAAAUUGGAAAAAGAAUUCAAAGGUCAAGCAAAGGUGAGGAAGGCACUGACCUGCUGUCGCGCAAGCACUUGGGUAUUUCUGUCCUGUCCAUAUUGGCUGCUGCCUUAAAACAACACAUUGGUGCUUUGACUUGGGUAAGGUGAAAUGAAAAGAAUCUUGAAUGGCUUUGUAGUUCUGAUGUAUUUUAGCAGGUAUCAGAUAAAAGACCUUUUCUACUGUACUCUGCCUAUUAAUAAAUAGGACUAUCUAGUUUUUACAUUUACAUCUUUGUCCCAAAAUGACCAACAUAUUGAAACUCUAAGGGUCCGUUGGUUCAAACCUCAAGACAGACCUGAGUUUGUGU